AUGAAGGUUGAAAUGAUGAUAUCCAUUCCAUUUGUGGACGGGUUGAUUGAAGACGUUUUUCAUUUACCUCGAGAUGCGCCAAGGGGGGCGGCAUCCCUUCGUUUGUUCUCCUCGCUUAAGAGUGCCUUUACGUGGGGUAUUUUGUCGACAGUAAUUAUCAGGUUCCAGCGGGUGUGUCCAGGGCCUGCUUUGCAAUGGUUGUGUCCGUUCACAUCAUAUGGUCGGAAAUCGCAGCUCAACAACCGCCAUCAACCGUUGAACCAGCACAUGAAGGAUGUAAAACCGAUUAUGAAGAGAAGUGGAAGUCCUACUAGCAAAACUCCAGUGAGGCAUCGCCGCGGGAUCGUGGAUUAUGAGUUGACAGCAAUUGACGGUCCUUCAGGUGUGUAA
Paracoccidioides lutzii Pb01 is the source of this 390-nucleotide messenger RNA. RefSeq lists its product as hypothetical. Bases 1 to 390 code for a protein of 129 amino acids. The record is from RefSeq and is a predicted model, not a curated record. The transcript has 2 exons.